AUGCAUAUUAAUAAGAACACCGGGCGGUAUUGCUUCCAGUCCAAGCUAACUGAUGAAAAGAAAAUGGCAAUUUUUUGCAGAAACACUGUUCUUAGAUUCUUCGUUUUCUUUGGCCUUUUAUCACAUCAGUUUUGUGCUGCAAAUUUUAUUAGUUCACCAUCUGAUCACUAUAGCGCUGAGGAAAUUGGAGUUGGAGUUAUAGUUGAUAUGGGAUCAUGGGUUGGGAAGACUAUUCAUGCCUGCAUUUCUAUGUCCAUUUCUGAUUUUUACGAGUUGAACGGUCACUAUAGAACAAGAAUAAUCUUGGAUGCAAGAGACUCUCGAGGAAAACCACUUCGUGCUCUAUCGGCAGGUCAGGUCUUAAAAAUUGAAAACUCGCGCUACUAG
Messenger RNA from Fraxinus pennsylvanica, 387 nucleotides. NCBI's taxonomy places the organism in Eukaryota, Viridiplantae, Streptophyta, Magnoliopsida, Lamiales, Oleaceae. The record is from the annotation of a GenBank genome assembly.